GCGUCUCAUCCGCCUUUUAGGAACCUUUGAGUUCACAGGGAUUCAGCUCGGACGUGUCAUGAGUACAGACAGACAUCUGAAAGGACACUAUUGAUAUACAUGACUCUCUUCGGUUCUUGCCAUACAGGGAUAAAUCAGCCGUGAAAAAAAAGUUUGACUAAAGUCGUUUGAAUCAUUUUCGGUGCCGUGUUGGAUCUGGGUACCUGCUCAUGUGAGUUUUCUUCCAGCUAUGGAACCCUGGCCUCUCAUGGCCUGGGGCCUAAUGCUGACCGCCAUCACCGGCUGGAUCAAAGCGGUUCAAUCGAGGGACUUCACAGAAAAAGACAUUGUUUUUCUCCAUCCCUCAACAACUCCAUAUCCAGGAGGAUUUAAAUGUUUUACAUGUGAAGAUGCACCUGACAACUAUGAAUGCAACCGCUGGGCUCCAGAUCUCUACUGUCCACGAGAGAGCAGAUAUUGCUACACACAACAUAAGAUGAGCUGGGAUGGAAACACAGUGUCGGUGACAAAGCGUUGUGUGGCACUGGAAGACUGUCUUGCAGCAGGGUGCUCUGAGGUGGAUCAUGAAGGAAACAAGAUGUGUAUAUCCUGUUGUGAGGGGAACAUCUGUAACAUGCCCCUCCCGCGAAAUGAAUCUGACGCCAUCUUUGCCACCACAUCUCCCAUUAACGAGAGCAUUCAACCAGCACAGAGUCCCACGCUGCUGUUUUCUGUCUGUAUCAUCAGCCUGAUGCUCCACAGUAUUAACUGAGAGAAUCGCCCGGAGUGGAAUAAACCUUUAUGGCAGUAAUUAAGGAAACCGUUGACUUGUGCCAGUCAGCUGUGGGCUUUACUUUUCUCAAAAUGAAGUGUUUGUUCUUUGACUUUUUAUUUCCUUUGAGUACAUUUUUAUGAAUCAUAUACUGAUGUUCGAUAUGAAAAAAAGAUAUAUAUAUUGGUAGGUUUCCCUGAAGCUGAGUGGACUUGUCCGGUUCUGAGUUUUUCGCGAUGGACAUGGGACAGGGAUAUUUAUGGCAAAACUGACACAAACCUGCACAUUUUAAUUGUAUUAAUGUUAGUUGUGUUUUAUACAUUUGUAUAGAUAUAUUUAUUUUUUUAUUAUUCAUUUUUGUAGGAAGCUGAACUAUGUGUUGUUGGCUGUAGGUAUGAACCUACUGUAACUUUAAAUUUUCCACCCACCCCUCUCAUCACUGUUAGAGUAUUUUUGUCAUCAUGGAAAAGGGUUUGGCACCUAUAGAACCAAGUUCAGUGUGUCAUCCAGCAUUCCUCACUCCUAUAAAAAGAACAUUCUCUUUUAGUUUUGCACUGUGUAUUUGUGUCAUAAUAAUGCACCAUGUAUUCCUAAAGCACUUGUGUACAGAUUAUCAUGUUAAACGUCCAUAUAGCCUACAGUGAAGGGCUAGAAAUAUAUAUGUUUCUAUACAUUUGUCAGUCUGUUGUUGUGUACUGUAAUAUUUCACAAUCAUGAUUCCUGGCAAUCAGCAAAAUGUGUUGGGUCUGCAGUGACAGUGUUAUUUUUUUCAGGCGUUAUGAUUGGUUUAGGCUGAUUGUGUAUGAUUUGAUUGUGUAAUGAAGCUAUUUCCUGUUUCUUCUCCAUCUUUUGUUGAGUUAUAAAAAGUAUUGUAACAUUCACUGAAAUCAUUUUGUUCACUUCAGUACAAUAUAAAGGGCAUGGUGAUCACAGAGGGGCUCAAACCUUUACUCAGGUAAUUAUGGAUCAGUUAGUGCCAGUUUAGUUAUACAAAACACCUUUACCCUGAGUAGUAAACAAUCUGAGGUCAUAUGCAUUAAACAUGUCUCUGAAUGUGCUGGUGUAAAAUCAGCUCUCUUUAUCUCAGAUUUAUAACAUUAUGUACAUAAAAAAAAAUUUAAAAUCAGUUUUUACUCUCAUCUUAACUAUAAUAAAAAAUACAGAUUUGUAAUAGGGUUGCAUGAUCUUUUUAUACUUACAAAAUUGUGAAUGCUGCUUGCCAUCGUGUGCCAAGGCUUCUUAUAAAUGUAGAUUUUUUUUUUCUGCGCUUGUUUGUAAAAUCCCUGUAUAUUCUUCUGUACAUAAUUUUGGAUGCGUUUUUAAAUCACACCUUUGCAGUACUUUGGUAACACUUCUGUGGUCUCUUACCUGUUGUGUUGUAUGUAUUAAAUUGAAAUGUUUACUGAUGUUUUGUUUACUGAUAAUAACAACAAUAUUCUAAAGAAAUUAAGUUUGUUUGGGCUAAAAUACACACAUGAUGAUUCAACAUAAAACUCAAAUGAGUUUGUCAAUGUUCUCUUCAAAUGAUUCUUGCACUGGUUAUUCACACAAAAGGUAUUUCUGUUUUGUUCAAUUUUACACUGAUCUCUUACAUCCACUGUCGA
Cyprinus carpio (common carp) is the source of this 2355-nucleotide messenger RNA. It is a transcript of the gene lypd6, whose product is annotated as LY6/PLAUR domain containing 6. Gene Ontology annotation, biological process: positive regulation of canonical Wnt signaling pathway. The record is from RefSeq and is a predicted model, not a curated record. Lineage: Eukaryota; Metazoa; Chordata; Actinopteri; Cypriniformes; Cyprinidae. Gene Ontology annotation, molecular function: acetylcholine receptor inhibitor activity.